This is a messenger RNA of Colias croceus (clouded yellow), 2492 nucleotides long. RefSeq lists its product as uncharacterized. Gene Ontology annotation, molecular function: protein binding. The transcript has 10 exons. The coding region runs from base 200 to 2098 and encodes 632 amino acids. Lineage: Eukaryota; Metazoa; Arthropoda; Insecta; Lepidoptera; Pieridae. The record is from RefSeq and is a predicted model, not a curated record.
CGCCUGCGCGGCGCUAUCGACCCGCACCGGCCCGAUCAGUCGACCUGACACUUUCUAGGAAGUCACUUCGAAACGUACAUGCAUAUCGAAUUAGUACAAUAGUGAUAAUCGUGAAAUAUAUUAGUGUGUCAGAAAUUAAAACGAUCAGGGUGGCCUCGAAGGUCGGGCCGCAUUGUGCUCCCGGCAAGCUCGCGGCGAGAUGCUGACGGUGCUGGUGUGGGGCCUGGUGGCGGCGGCGGCGCGCGCCCGCGAGCUGGACCCGGCGGCGUGCGCGGCGCGCUUCGACGUGCAGCGCGACAAGAUCAUCCGCACGGAGGAGUCGCGCGAGAUGGGCGCGCGCUACCUGUCCGAGCUGGACGUGGGCUCGCGCCGCGAGUGCUUGCGGCUCUGCUGCGAGACUGACGGCUGCGAUGUCUUCGUCUUCGAGGAAAAGAGCCCGGGCAGCUGCUACCUCUUCAAGUGCGGGCCGCCGGAGGACUUCCGCUGCAAGUUCACGGCGCACGGCAACUUCAGCAGCGGCGUGCUGGCGCUGAGCCGCCGCCUGGCCGAGCUGCAGGACCAGGAGCGCCUCGCGCCGCCUGAUCCGCCCGACCUGGGGAGGCAGACAACGACGAGCACGGUGCGGCCGAGCGUGCCGGCUCGCCCGCCCGAGCCGCCGCGCCAGCCGCCGCCGCACCAGACGCUACAGACCGCGCCACUACCAACCGGUCGGUGCAGCCGCUACCAGUUCGAGUGCCGCGUGGGCGGCGAGUGCAUCGCGGUGUACAACGCUUGCGACGGCAUCGCGCAGUGCGCGGACGGCAGCGACGAGGCGCCCGAGCUGGGCUGCCCGCAGGCGCCCGCCGCGCCCGCGCGCCCCGCUGCUCCCGCGCCGCCCGCCCCGCCUGCGCCCCCCGCGCCCCUCGCCCCCGCCCCGCAGCGCCCCACGCUCCCGCCUCCGCCGCCCACCACUAGACCGCCACCGCCUGUUAUACCGCAGCUGCAUGUCGCCUCGGACAUGGAAGAGAGCGGAGGCAUGAGCGCGGCCGAGGCGGUGGCAGAGGCGGCGGAGCUGUGGCCGCACCGACUGACGCAGGCGCAGCCGCAGCAUAGAUAUAACAAUGCAAUGCCGAGCGUGGGCAUGAGCGGCGCAGGGUCGGCCGGCGCGCCGCACAUCUUCAGCCACAAGGGCGGGCUGGUGCAAGAGCUGGCGGACGGCUACGAGCCCGCGCCCGACGGCGGCUGGCCGCACCGCGCCUGGCAGACGCCGCAGCACCACGCCGGUUUAAGUGUGGGGAUGGGUUCCGACAGAGUGAACCUGGGCUCGAACAUGGGUAUGGAGGGCGCAGAGGCGGAGUGGGGGGGCGCCGGCUACGGGCGCGCGGACUGGCCCGAGCGCGACAGCGAGCCGCGCCGCGCCUGGCCGCCGCACCGCCUGCCACCGCCGCCACCGCCGCAACAGAUGCAGGAGCAAGAGAUGUAUGGGAAUACACUAGGAAAUGGAAAUAUGUUAUCAGCAGAGAGAUUACCGAACGGUCUGUCCGCGGUAGCCGCAGGCAAGACGAUGCCCGAGCUGCCGCUGGUGUACUCCGGCCAGCAGCAGGCGCUGCGUGACGCGCCCAAGAAGGGCUUCGAGCUAGCCGAGCGCAUGCCGACCCUCCCCCCGCCGCCACGAGCGCCGCAACUACCCCUGCGGAGCAACGAGAUCCCCACCCUGGUAGAGAACGCUACUAAGAAGAAAGUUUUGAAGGAAAACGAUCAUGAGGAACAAAGCGUAAAGACGUCCCCGGUCGCCAAAGGUGGCGGUGAAACCGCAUCAGCGAAGGGCAGCGAGCCGCACGAAGCGGCCGGCGAGGCAGGCGGCGCGGUGAGCGGGCCCGGCCCAGUGGGGGUCGCUGCCGGCCCCAACCUGGCCGCGCGCGAGCAGUGGGCCGACGAGCACGACGGCCUGAGCGAGCACCCGCCGGCCGCUCUGUUGUUGCUCAUACUCGGCACGCUGAUGACGGCAGCGCUGGGCGCGCUGGCGGGCUGCCGGCUGCGCGCCGCGUCGCGCCGCCGCCGCCACCACCCGCGCUACGCGCUCGACGCCGACUAUCUCGUCAACGGCAUGUACCUUUAGCCAGCCACAAGGCGCUAAUCUUACUCAUUGUCAAUAGAUAGGGCCAAAUCUAAUCUAAAUACAUAUUUCAUUGUACGAGAAAAUCUGGGCUGGAAAGCGUGGGCAUGCUUUCAGACAUUAACCAAUUAUCACAUAUCGGUGGCGCUCCCUAAUAAAACCUUACUAAUUGACGAGGACUUCACUUUUCAAAAAAUUACAUAAUUAGUAUUUCUUAUAAAAUACAUUCAGUUAAGAUCCAUGUUAUCUAUACAAAUAAUAUAUAUAAUACGAAGCUAUGUGUGCUGUGUUAGUUAUUAUGGCACGUAUGAGUUGUAACUAAAAAGAUAUUUAAAAAAUAUCAACCGGAGCGGAGCCAGGGCGAGCAGCUAUUUUAAUUUUCAUAUGCAUAAUUAUU